AUGUGGCCCGGACGUAAAAAGCUUAGCAUUCUUCCAGGCAGUGGAUGGGAUAACCUGGUGAAUGAGGAGAGAGGACUCACUACUAACAGGGAGGUCUACAAGAUGUGUCGUACCUCAGACGAUGGAAACUACCUUAUUCCUGAUGGCAUGACUAUUGAGCCAAUUAAGAGUACCCAAAUUGAACUCUCCUCGAAAGUAUUUACUCACUUCACAAACUACACUUCACUCACGGCCUUUUCAAUGAACUCGGCUGCGGAUGUCAAGCUCCACUUUGUUUCUGUCGGCGGUGACUUCUCCUUAGAAAAGGAUGUUGUUAGAAAAGCUGAGAAUCAAAACAACGGUCUGACAGUACGAUCCCAGCUGCGGCACCGCUGGUAUAUUGUGCACCAACUUCCCGACUCGCAACUGCACCCGCGGUUCCGAAACCGCCUGCUGGACAUCGCCGCUCACCUGGCGCGCAGUAAUAUCACUGAAGCGGGCGGGAGCAAUGAUGGCGCAGGUGUCAGCGUGACCGACCUCCGCUCACUGGUCGGAAGAAACAGCGUCGGCCUGCUCUCCACGCCUCUCGAUCCUCUCGCGGCUGAAGAAAACAGACAAGUCAUGUUUCGCGUUAUGGACAGUCUCCAUGCUGCCUACUUGGCUGAUCUCAUUGUCAGAGAUUUUGGAACUCACACUGUGGUGGCCGUUGAGGCAGGAGCCGUGGUGGCUAAAAUUGAUAGUCUCACCAGUUCCAGCAGGGAUAUGAGCGACAAGGAUAAGCUGGAAGCUGGAACUUCUGCCUCGGCCUCCUUUGCCAGCCUUUUCGAUUUCAAAACAUCCACCAAGUUGGGUACAGAUCAAAAGAUGGUGGAGGCGUAUAAUUCAAAGGUGGCCUCAAGUUUCAUCUUAAGCUACGGUGGGCCCAGUCUCAAGGCCAGUGACAUGAAUCUAACAGAGUGGGAGAGGAAUCUGGCGAAUCAUCUUGUAGCGGUCGACCGUCGAGGGCGACCAAUUUACGACCUCAUCACGCCUCGCGCACUGCCAGAGCUCAGCGAAUCGCUCACCUUUCGUCUUGCAGCAGCGGUGAAAGCUGCUGUAGUGCGCUACUACGAAGCGAACUCCUUGAUCGGCUGUCUCGAUCCUGCAUCAACCGCCUACGACAGCGACGCCAACGUGGCUGCAGACAACUGCGAUGACUUUCCAUACCAAGACCAAACUACAGACGUCCAGGGAGGACAGCUGCCUUUGGGAGGAGUUUACACAACCUGCAAGGGUCCCAGUGACCUCUGCUCGCGUCACAUAGCACCCAACUUGGCCACCGGCAAUACUUCCUGUCCAAGGGGCUUUAUGCCGGUGGGUCUCCUGCCCCCACAGGUACGGUCCUGUGCGGUAGCCUGCCAGGACCGCAAGGUCUUCCAAGAGCCCCUGUGUGUGCAUGAAUGUGCAGUCACUCGCGCUUUCUGGUGCGCUCUCGAUCCAUCAACUGAAACAGAUGGGAAGAAUGAGCUCGGCUUCCUCUUCGGCGGUAUAUAUACCGACACCACGAUGAACCCAAUCACCAAGGCGCAGUCCUGUCCCCCAUACUACGAGGUGCAGUCGGUGGGCCGACGCAUCCAGCUCUGCCUGUCAACAGACUUCGAAAUGGGACGUCGGUACUCCUUGGCUUUUGGCGGCUUCUACACCUGUCAGUCGGGCAAUCCGCUGUAUGACGUGCUCUCUCUCAACUCCAGCUCACUGAAAAGAGUUCAACAGGUCAGAAGAGGGUUGCAUGCGGGUUUAAAAAUCGGCCACAGUGAUUAUAAUGGAAGUACGAGUGGAGAAGAUCCGGGCAUUAUUUGGUCCAAGCGGUGCCCUAAUGGGUAUACAUCUCACAUGGCUGCAAUUGAAGACACUUGUCUUAUAAACUGCUGCAUUCCUGGCAAUUCACUUAAAGUGGUCAAAGAACGCACACUCAAGCGACCUCCAUUUGUCCAACUGCCGGACUUUGCAAGCAUUGAAACACCGUUGGAUCUUCAAAAGUCUCUGAAUCAGCCCCUUCGUCUGGUCGAUACCUAUUCCGGCCGAACCUAUCACAAUCAGGAAGGUGAGUGGGUCCCGGACGAGGCUGCGGCCGAGCCAGUCAAUACGAGUGCAUCAGCCUUCCUCAUUUUCGCUGUCGUCAUGCUCGUGAUUCUUUUCGUGGUCGUGAUGGGAUUCAUCAUUCACUAUGCCUACAGGCGGGUGGCGUGCUCGCGGCAACAAGGUCCAUUCAACCCGACUGAGGACUCCACUGCUUAG
This is a messenger RNA of Echinococcus granulosus, 2256 nucleotides long. Its product is annotated as Macrophage-expressed gene 1 protein. The record is from RefSeq and is a predicted model, not a curated record. The transcript has 8 exons. The coding region runs from base 1 to 2256 and encodes 751 amino acids. NCBI's taxonomy places the organism in Eukaryota, Metazoa, Platyhelminthes, Cestoda, Cyclophyllidea, Taeniidae.